UUUGCCUACUUUUUGUUAGGCAUCGGUUCUUUGUUAGCAGCCUGCUUUAACAUAUUAAACCGCACGCUCCAGACAUCCCAUCCCACACGCUUUUGCUUCUGUUGUGCUGUUGUAUCUCGGUUCGGAAACUCCAACGAACCAGCCGAGUCAGGCAUAAAUCGCCCCGCCAACCUCCCCCCCCCUCACUCACCGACGGCAGAGCGAGUCAGAGCGAAUCCCAAACUCUGACUCACUUCUCUGCGCCAGCAAGAGCAUUCAAUCCUUGUUCUACGCUACUCAUCGAAAAAUGAGUACAGUCGUGCAGGGUUUCACCAAGUCACUUGCCAUGACUGUGCUCUCGGAGAUCGGCGACAAGACCUUCUUCGCCGCCGCGAUCCUUGCGAUGCGCCAUCCUAGAAGACUUGUUUUGGCCGGUUGCCUAGGAGCUCUGAUUGUGAUGACUAUUCUUUCUGUUCUUGUCGGCUUGGCUGCUCCAAAUCUGCUCUCCCGGAAAUGGUCCCAUCACAUAACAACAGUGUUGUUCUUUGGUUUUGGACUAUGGUCCUUGUGGGACGCUUUUAAAGAAGAUGGGGGUGAUGAUGAGCUUGCAGAAGUUGAAGCAGAAUUGGAUGCUGAUCUAAAGGCUAACGCAGGAGGCAGCAAACGUACUAAGGAUGAUGAUGACAAGAAGCAGAGACGCUCAUUUCUCUUGCAGUUCUUCUCACCGAUCUUUUUGAAGGCCUUUUCCAUUACUUUUUUCGGUGAAUGGGGCGACAAGAGCCAGCUAGCGACCAUCGGUCUGGCUGCAGAUGAGAACCCAUUAGGCGUGGUUCUUGGUGGAAUCUUAGGACAGGCAUUAUGUACGACUGCCGCUGUCCUUGGUGGAAAGAGCUUGGCAUCUCAGAUAUCGGAGAAAAUAGUUGGUUUAUCGGGUGGAGUUCUUUUCAUUGUUUUCGGAAUCCAAUCCUUCCUUUCGACAGUGGAGGCAUGAUACCCAGAGUCUGAUUAAUGAUUAGUAAGGACUGAAAGAUGAUUUGUUGACUAAAAAACAUACAUCUACUCACUGCAAGGAGUAAUUUACAAGCAUUGAUUGUUAUCAUAGCGACGAGCAUAUCAGAAAAAGAACUGAGUCGAAGAAUUGCAUUGUUUUACAAGUCUGUACCAAUAUUGCACUCUGGCAUGUUUGGAAUUGCCGAUGAGAACACUUCUGCUAUACUCUGUUGUUGCAUGCCAUUCCAAUUAAAUCUAUGUUUCCGUUGGUCUCGAUAUA
Malus domestica (apple) is the source of this 1249-nucleotide messenger RNA. Its product is annotated as GDT1-like protein 4. NCBI's taxonomy places the organism in Eukaryota, Viridiplantae, Streptophyta, Magnoliopsida, Rosales, Rosaceae. Gene Ontology annotation, biological process: Golgi calcium ion homeostasis; manganese ion transmembrane transport; Golgi calcium ion transport. Gene Ontology annotation, cellular component: Golgi apparatus. Gene Ontology annotation, molecular function: manganese ion transmembrane transporter activity; calcium ion transmembrane transporter activity. The record is from RefSeq and is a predicted model, not a curated record.